AAUAUGAUCACGAUGAUACGCGGUCUUCGACCUCCAUUGCUAGUACACCGCCUCGCCAUACUAUUAACUCUCCCCCCCCAGACCCACAUAUCACCGAUCGUGACCCCCGUAGGCAUUCACCAUCUUGCAGAGCUGCAUCACCUCCCCAGUCCGUAGCACGAUCUAGAGCGUCCUCGAUAUCUUCUGAAGCCCCCCUUAAAAGAUUAAAGUCGAGAUCUUCAUCCCGAUCAUCUGCUUCUUCUCGACCUGAUAAAUCUAUUAUGUCCGUGCAUAAUGGUCCUAAGGACAUUGUGUCACCGAAAUCAAAUCGAGAGAGUACAAUUCAACAAGUACCCACGCAUGUGUUGUCGCGAGAUCCUGAUCGACUUGGUUCUACAUCGAACACUCUUGCUGGAAAGGGUUCUACACACCCUAAGCCUCUACCCCACGAGUUGCCGCACGUGGACGCCAAACCGGUCCAUCCUGUGGUGAACGGUGAGCUUAAUGGUCCGCCUUUGGCAUCGAUUUUCCCGCGUUCUCCACCAAGUUUAUUGUCAGGAGAAGAUAUUGAGAUGUCUCCUCCUGGACUCAUAUCAUCUCAUGCUCUCCCUGGUGACGUGGAAUUUGCCUUCUUGGGAGAUUCUGCUGGUAAAGGGACUGAAAUGCAAACCAACCAAACCUCCCUUCUUUCUGAUGACAUUAGUCCUGCUACGCCCAGUCUUGCUUUGAAAUCUGUGGGGGCGGUCGUCAAUGACUCACCAGCGUCCGCGACCGCGACCACGGCUCCUUUACCAGAAUCAAGAAUACCGGAGAAAGAUAUUGAUGUCGGCUCCUCGCGAACAUUAACAGGAAACACUCCCUUUCUUAAGUCUGUUCCACAAGUCACUGCCACCGAAUCGGUCGGUAGUCCGUCUCAUAUCGAGGCAGGAGAGCAGCCUUUGACUCCUGCACUUGACGUAGAACAACCCGCAACCUGGUUUUAUGGUCGUCCGUCUUAUUCAGACUCGACCGCAAAAGCCCUCCGUUUUGUAGUCUUAACGAGGCUUCAAUGUGAUCGUCAGACGCGCGAUGAGCGUGUUGUUCCGGUUCUUAGGGCCAAUCGGGCGAUCCGCGAGCCUUCUCUGCCUUCACCCAUUGACGCGCAAGACAAGCUUUUUGAGGAAUUUGCAGCUGAUCAGCCCCGUCAGGAAAGAAUGGCGUUACAUUCUCAGUCUAUUAGAUCGUCCUUAUCAGGACACUUCCUGGAGCGAGAAACAACCCUUCGGGAAAAACAGCAAAAGCUGAGAGAAGAAUAUCUUGAGCUACAUCAGCAAUGGAUAGCGCAAUGUGCCCGGCUCGAUAACGUGUCAAAAGGUGGUCUACCUGAGGAAUCCAUGCCAGCUUCUGCAGGCGGCAGGUCCACCAGACGAUCAGCUGCUGUUUUGGGUGAUGCUGUUCGCUCUGAUCUUGAGAUGGAGCAAAUCAUCGCGAAUCUUGGGAUGGAGGAGCUGACGGAUCCAAGCUACUUGGCGAUCAAGAACGUUGCAAAGAUACCGGAUAUGGUUUCUGUCGUUGAUGGCCGUGGUCCAUAUUCUUACGACGACACGAACAAUCUCUUGGACGAUCCUGCGGAAUUCUACAGCUCGUCCUCGGCUCUUGACCUCUGGACAGAAGAGGAGCGCAUUGUCUUCAAGGAGAGAUACGCUGCGCAUCCGAAACAAUUCGGGCUUAUUGCUCAACAUCUACCCAAUAAGACUGCCGCCCAGUGUGUCACGUACUACUACCUGCACAAGCCGCACGUCGACUUCCGCAAGGCUAUUGCACAGUAUGGUGCAGGUCGGCGCCGAAGGAACGGCAGGGGGGCUAAUAAGCAGAAAGGCAACGCGCUGCUUGCGGAUAUUCGCCGCCAUGAUGAUGAGGUAUUGGCUGCCCACCCCACCUCCUCGGCUGUACCCAGCAAGCGCAGGAGGGCUGCUAUGCUGCGAUCCAAUGUUGAACCCAGGAGAAACCAGUCCCGCAGGAGUACCGUCCAGCCUGAUCAGACCCCCACUUCUUCCGGGACAACGCCAGAUCCUGAAGCGGAUGAGCAGAAGCGCCGGCGGCGCUCCACCGCAGUUGCACGUUCGUCGGGUCUUGCUCAAGAAGAGGUUGAACCUACUGAACCAGGCGCUGAGGUUCCACCUCCAAAGCAAACCAGAAGACCCCGGAAGCCAAGAGCACGCGCAGUCCCCACCCCGUCAGAGGAAGCCACCCCCGCUCCUGAACUUCCAGAUUAUUGCAAGUCGUCGUCGAUGCCAAUAUCAUGGUCCAAAGAGGACAAAAGUCAGACCUCUCCCGCACAGCCUCUGAAAUCGGCUUGCUGAUCUCAGUCCAGGUUUGUUCCUUGAGCUUCUAUCUCAACAUGGUGAUAAUGUGCACCGCGUCGCUGCCUCCAUUCCCCACAAGGUCUGUGGUGAUUUGGUAGCAGACUGUGGCGCCGCUUAGCUUGUCACAUGAAUGAAUUGGCAUCUGUUUCCGUUGGAGAUUCGACACUUUAAUUAUCUAAUUCAGUAGUUAUACUGCAGGUCCUUUCAGGCGACUGUCUGAUACGUAUAUCCUCAGCUUGUAUCUCACUCACGUAUGGUAGUUGUAUAAUUCGUUAAUUGUAGACUCAGGCCAAACGAGUGCAUAGUGUGCGGAAGAUACCCUGGGCGUCGAGUCAUCUACGACCC
This is a messenger RNA of Suillus fuscotomentosus, 2669 nucleotides long. RefSeq lists its product as uncharacterized. Gene Ontology annotation, cellular component: Set3 complex. The record is from RefSeq and is a predicted model, not a curated record. The transcript is spliced from 3 exons. Gene Ontology annotation, biological process: regulation of transcription by RNA polymerase II. Lineage: Eukaryota; Fungi; Basidiomycota; Agaricomycetes; Boletales; Suillaceae. Bases 261 to 2321 code for a protein of 686 amino acids.